CCCAAGGCCGGCUUGGCUUAACGUGGGGGCGGGGCGGGGAGCGGAAGCGCGCAUGCGCCACAGCGCCAGCGCUCUCCCCGGAUAGAGCGGGGCCCGAGCCCGUCCGCUGUGGUGGUUCCGCUCGCGCUCCCGCGCCGCCAUGUCGGCCACCAUCGAACGGGAGUUCGAGGAACUGGAUGCUCAGUCUCGCUGGCAGGUGUUAUACUCGGAAAUUCGAAAUGAGUCCCAUGACUAUCCUCAUAGAGUGGCCAAGUUUCCUGAAAACAGAAAUCGAAACAGAUACAGAGAUGUAAGCCCGUAUGAUCACAGUCGUGUUAAACUGCAAAAUACUGAAAAUGAUUAUAUUAAUGCCAGCUUAGUUGACAUAGAAGAGGCACAAAGAAGUUACAUCUUAACACAGGGUCCACUUCCUAACACAUGUUGCCACUUCUGGCUCAUGGUGUGGCAGCAAAAGACCAAAGCAGUUGUCAUGUUAAACCGAAUUGUAGAGAAAGAAUCGUACAUGCUGUUUUUGUUAUGA
Molecule: messenger RNA, 520 nt
Organism: Psammomys obesus (fat sand rat)
Lineage: Eukaryota; Metazoa; Chordata; Mammalia; Rodentia; Muridae
Gene: Ptpn2
Product: protein tyrosine phosphatase non-receptor type 2
Exons: 5
Coding region: 140-520 (126 amino acids)
Biological process (GO): protein dephosphorylation
Molecular function (GO): protein tyrosine phosphatase activity
Source: RefSeq, a predicted model, not a curated record